AUGGCAGCCGAGGAGAGCAAUGUCACCUAUGAGCAGCUCGCUGACAUUGAGCGCGAAUUCGAGGAUGUAGAACUCGAGAUCACCCGUCAGCAAGCCGUCUUGACCAAGGCUCUGUACGAGAAGAGACAAAAGACCGUGGCCGAGAUUGACAACUUCUGGCCGCUGGUGUUUGAGCAGGCGCCUCAGGAGGUUGACGCCUACAUUCAGCCCUCGGACUCUGCUGUGCUCUCGGCCGCCCUCAAGUCCAUUUACGUCUCGCGCUUCGAGGUCGAGGACGGCAGCAAGGGCGACCCCCGCAGCCUCUCCAUCAAGUUUGAGUUUGACGACAAUGAGUACUUUGAGGACAAGGUGCUCGAGAAGAAGUUCUACCACCGCCAGUCCAAGGACGGCAACUUUGCGGGCCUGGUCAGCGAGCCCGUUGCCAUCAAGUGGAAGGCCGGCAAGGAUCUGACCGACGGCAUGCUCGACAUGGUCGUCUCCGUGUACGAGCAGGAGAAGAAGAGCGGCCAGACCGGAAUCCCCAAGAUUAAGAACUUCACCGCAGAGCAAAAGGCCCUGCAGGAGAAGAUCCAGGGAACCGGCAUGGGUGCAGUAAGCUUCUUUGCCUUCUUUGGCUACCGAGGCUACCCCGUCACCGAGGAGGAGAACAAGGAGUCCAUUGCCAAGGAGCAAGAACAGCGCCGCCUCCGCGCCGAGGGCAAGAGCACUGGUGACGAGGACGAGGCUCCCGAGCUCGUGGAUGCCGACGAAGACGACGAGGAGAUCCUCGAGAUCUUCCCCGAUGGCGAGGAGCUCGCUGUUGCCAUUGCCGAGGACCUCUGGCCCAGCGCCAUCAAAUACUUCACCAAUGCUCAGGAACAAGACGGCCUUAGUGAGAUGGACUUUGAGGAGCUUGAUGAGGAUGAGCUUGACGAGGAGGAAGAGGAGGAUGAUGAGCAGCCUCCUGCAAAGAAGGUCAAGGCUUAA
Pestalotiopsis fici W106-1 is the source of this 966-nucleotide messenger RNA. RefSeq lists its product as uncharacterized. Gene Ontology annotation, cellular component: chromatin; nucleus. Lineage: Eukaryota; Fungi; Ascomycota; Sordariomycetes; Amphisphaeriales; Sporocadaceae. The coding region runs from base 1 to 966 and encodes 321 amino acids. The record is from RefSeq and is a predicted model, not a curated record. Gene Ontology annotation, biological process: nucleosome assembly. Gene Ontology annotation, molecular function: histone binding; chromatin binding. The transcript has 3 exons.